This is a messenger RNA of Giardia duodenalis, 477 nucleotides long. RefSeq lists its product as uncharacterized. The record is from RefSeq and is a predicted model, not a curated record. The transcript has a single exon. NCBI's taxonomy places the organism in Eukaryota, Fornicata, Diplomonadida, Hexamitidae. The coding region runs from base 1 to 477 and encodes 158 amino acids.
AUGGCUCCGUUGAACCCUGCGGGGGUUAGUACCGGGGCAGGGAAUCAUGCGUUGUCUGGUUUUUUAUUUGACGCUGUUACAUACUUGCAGGAAAACGGCCUUCUAAUCGCCAAGGACCCCGCUGGAAGUGAUUCUCAAAAGGUGCGGGAGAUCAACGAAUUCUUCAGUGGAAUGAUUAAGCAGAUAGUUAACUCCAUUGCUAGGGAUAUUACCGCCUUCUACUUAGUCCCCGGGAAGCCUAGGAUGCUCCGUCUCACAGAUCGGCACAUCCUUUCCGUGCUUCCAACUCAAUCUGGCAUACAGGCAGCAACAAAGCGGCGCAUAGAACGGAUUCCCAAGCAGUUGGAGAUUGCAAAGCUCGAGAGGCUUCGGAACUCAAAAUUCUUCAUGGCUACAAACGGGUACAAUAUUGAUAACUAUCUGUAUUACUUUUCAGAAGGAUUCGCAUUCUACGACCGAAUGCUCAAGUCAGAGUAG